AUGCAUUUAGCCGAUUUUAAGCUUUGUAGCAAGGAGCAAUUGAAUUCAUCCUAUGACGAACCGCCAACAGACAACGAUAGCCAGCAUUUUCCAUCAGGCUUAAACAUUUCCACAUUUGAAUACCAUGAAUGCAAAUUUUCUGAAAUGAAUCCACCUCCAAUCCCUCCUCACAACGUUGUCUACAAAGCCAAUGACUGCCCCUCGCAGACUAUUCUUCCACCUAAACCUCCAGAAAGAAAAGAAUCUCUCCGAAAACUUAGUGACGAAGUGAUUUCAAAAUCCCGUUUCAGUGCUAACCUCGAGGAUGUGCGGACAAUGAAUGCAGCAAUGACUGAUUUUACGACCAAAUUUGAACGCUUCUCGUUUACUGACAUCUGA
This is a messenger RNA of Rodentolepis nana, 378 nucleotides long. The record is from the annotation of a GenBank genome assembly. NCBI's taxonomy places the organism in Eukaryota, Metazoa, Platyhelminthes, Cestoda, Cyclophyllidea, Hymenolepididae.